Molecule: messenger RNA, 1680 nt
Organism: Trifolium pratense (red clover)
Lineage: Eukaryota; Viridiplantae; Streptophyta; Magnoliopsida; Fabales; Fabaceae
Product: probable xyloglucan galactosyltransferase GT17
Exons: 2
Coding region: 122-1531 (469 amino acids)
Molecular function (GO): glycosyltransferase activity
Source: RefSeq, a predicted model, not a curated record
UUCUCUUGAAUCUCAAACAGCACACAGAAACAACCGACAUUUUCAACGCUCUUCACAGUCGUACAAACAAAUAACAGCCAUUCAUCUCCUCCAUCUCUCUCUCUCUCUCUCUCUCUUCAACAUGUUUUUCAGAAAAUCAUCACCAACUCAACCACUAAAAUCUCUACCAUACACAACAAAAUCCCAAAGCCUCUCAAAAACCAAAGAAACCAACAUCGUCAACAUUAACAGAUCAAUAAAAUUCACUCUCUUCACAUCUCUCUUCAUUGCUUCAUGGUUCCUCUUUCUUCACUUCCAUCAUCCAAGUCCAACAACAAUCACGACCGUCAAAACCACCGCGACAUGCGACGGCUCAACUCCACCAUUCUACAUCUACAACCUCCCCGGACGUUUCAACCUCGACCUCCUUAAAAAUUGCGAAAAUCUCAACAUCUACAUGAACAUGUGCCCACAUGUGAUAAACAAUGGCUUAGGUCAACCCCUCUCAAAACCAUCAUGGUAUGCCACACACCAAUUCUUAGCUGAAAUGAUUUUUCAUGCUAGAUUAGAAAAUCAUGUGUGUCGGACGAAGGAUCCAACUCGAGCAAUUUUAUUCUAUGUUCCAUUCUACGGUGGUCUCUAUGCUUCAAGCAUGUUCCGGCAACCAAAUUACACUCUUCGCGACUCCUUAGCGGUUGAUUUGAUCGAUCAUCUCCAAAGUCAACGUUGGUUCAACCGUUAUAACGGUAAGGAUCAUUUUAUUUCCCUUGGGAGAACCGCAUGGGAUUUCAUGCGGUCCUCAAGUGGGCCCGAUUUUGGAGCCAACAUACUUUUAAACAUGCCACCUGUCAAAAACAUGUCGGUGUUAACAGUUGAACGACAACCUUGGAAUGGUGAAAACCAAAACGGCAUACCUUACCCGUCGUAUUUUCAUCCAAAAACAAAAAACGAAAUGUUGACGUGGCAGAAUAAAGUGAGACAAAGCGACAGGCCAUUUUUAUUUUCAUUUAUUGGAGGGAAAAGGAAAGGGUUAGGAAAAGCAAAGAUUCGCGACGAAUUGGUUCAACAAUGUGGUGAAUCGUCUCGUUGCGAGUUGGUUGAAUGUGGGGGUGGGAAUAGCAAAUGUCAUAAACCAAUGGAAGUGCUUGGUGUUAUGAUGGAAUCAAAUUUUUGUCUUCAAGCACCUGGUGAUUCUUUUACGAGAAGGUCAACGUUUGACUCAAUUCUUGCUGGUUGUAUACCUGUAUUUUUCUCAAUACAUACGGCGUAUACGCAAUACGAUUGGUAUUUGCCUAAGGAAAAAAAUUUGUAUUCGGUUUAUAUUGAUGAGGAGGGUGUAAAAAAGAAGAAGAAUAUGAUCGAGGAGGUGUUAAUGGGAAUUUCAAGUGAAGAAGUUGAAAAAAUGCGUGAAGUUGUGAUUGGUUUAAUCCCAAAGAUUAGUUAUGUUCAUCCAAAUGUUAGUAGUAAUGUUGGGUUUAGUGAUGCUGUUGAUGUUGCACUUCAAGGACUUUCUAGGCUUGUACGGGAAAACAUUGGGAAAGCAGAGAUUUGAUUAGUUAUUGACUAGUUAAUAUUUAUUUUUUUUAUGUAAUCAUAGUUUACCUAUAUGAUUAUGUGAUCAUGAAUGUAAAUGGGUUUAUUAGUACAGUAUUACUCUAAUUAAUAAUGGAGUGUUUUGUGAUCUCCAUCUUUUUACGAUGA